UAAUACACAAUUAUUUUAUUUCCUGCCAAUCUAAUGGCGAAGACAUGGAAUAACCCAUCAAACAGCCCAGUAACGCCAGGAAACAAGAGGGACGGAGACCAGGGCGAUGGGCUAGUCAGUCAUGGCCGGUGCGCCGCGUUUCGAAGGGGACGGCCACGGACCGGUGGGUGGUCGCUCAGCUCCCCAAUCGCUCUCCGACACCCGGCUGGGGAGACAGGACCUCCCCGGAGACCGCAGCAGCUUGAUUGUCACCCGGGCAACCCCACCUUCCGAUUCGCUCUACAACCCCUUGCCCCCGCUUCCGGUUCCGGCGUCGUGCGUCAUCGCUAGGCGACUGAUUUGGAGUUUCCGGUCAGGUUAGGCCGGGGGGUGCGGGCCUGGUCGGAAGGAGGUGGAGAGUCGGGGGUCACCAGGCCUAUUCUUGGCGUCACAGUCGGCCACCAGGGCUCACCGCCGUCAUGGAGAGCGGAGGGCGGCCCUCGCUGUGCCAGUUCAUCCUCCUGGGCACCACCUCUGUGGUCACCGCCGCCCUGUACUCCGUGUACCGGCAGAAGGCCCGGGUCUCCCAAGAGCUCAAGGGAGCUAAAAAAGUUCAUUUGGGUGAAGAUUUAAAGAGUAUUCUUUCAGAAGCUCCAGGAAAAUGUGUGCCUUAUGCUGUUAUAGAAGGAGCUGUGCGGUCUGUUAAAGAAACGCUUAACAGCCAGUUUGUGGAAAACUGCAAGGGGGUAAUUCAGCGGCUGACACUUCAGGAGCACAAGAUGGUGUGGAAUCGAACCACCCACCUUUGGAACGAUUGCUCAAAGAUCAUUCAUCAGAGGACCAACACAGUGCCCUUUGACCUGGUGCCCCACGAGGAUGGCAUGGAUGUGGCCGUGCGAGUGCUGAAGCCCCUGGACUCAGUGGAUCUGGGCCUAGAGACUGUGUAUGAGAAGUUCCACCCCUCGAUUCAGUCCUUCACUGAUGUCAUCGGCCACUACAUCAGUGGUGAGCGGCCCAAAGGCAUCCAAGAGACCGAAGAGAUGCUGAAGGUGGGGGCCACCCUCACAGGGGUUGGCGAACUGGUCCUGGACAACAACUCUGUCCGCCUGCAGCCGCCCAAACAAGGCAUGCAGUACUAUCUAAGCAGCCAGGACUUCGACAGCCUGCUGCAGAGGCAGGAGUCGAGCGUCAGGCUCUGGAAGGUGCUGGCGCUGGUUUUUGGCUUUGCCACAUGUGCCACCCUCUUCUUCAUCCUCCGGAAGCAGUAUCUGCAGCGGCAGGAGCGCCUGCGCCUCAAGCAGAUGCAGGAGGAGUUCCAGGAGCAUGAGGCCCAGCUGCUGAGCCGAGCCAAGCCUGAGGACAGGGAGAGUCUGAAGAGCGCCUGUGUAGUGUGUUUGAGCAGCUUCAAGUCCUGCGUCUUUCUGGAGUGUGGGCACGUUUGUUCCUGCACCGAGUGCUACCGUGCCUUGCCAGAGCCCAAGAAGUGCCCUAUCUGCAGACAGGCGAUUACCCGGGUGAUACCCCUGUACAACAGCUAAUGGUUUGGAAGCCGCACAACUUGACGUGGAAGCACCCCUGCCCCCUUUUCAGGGAUUUUUAUCUCGAGGCCUUUGGAGGAGCAGUGGUGGGGGUAGCUGUCACCUCCAGGUAUGACUGAGGGAGGAAUUGGGUAGAAACUCUCCAGACCCACGCCUCCAAUGGCAAGAUGCUGCCUUUCCCACCUGAGAGGGGACCCUGUCCAUGUGCGGCCUGAUCAGAGCCUCACCCUGGGAGGAUGCCGUGGCGUCUCCUCCCAGGAGCCAGAUCAGUGUGAGUGUGACUGAAAACGCCUCAUCGCUUAAGCACCAAAGCCAGUGAUCAGCAGCUCUUCUGUUCCUGUGUCUUCUGUUUUUUUUCUGGUGAAUCAUUGCUUGCUGUGGACUUGGUGGAGGACUCAGGGGAGGAAAGGCUGGGCCCCGAGUACAACGGAUGCCUUGGGUGCUGCCUCCGAAGAGACUCUGCCGCAGCUUUUCUUUUUCCUCAUGCCCCGGGAAACAGUCUUUCUUCAGAAUUGUCAGGCUGGGCAGGUCACCUUGUGUUCCUUUCCCCUCACCUGCUUGCCUCCUUAACGCCUGCACGUGUGUGUAGAGGACAAAAGCAAGUGAAGUCAGCACAUCCACUUCUGCCCAAAUGGUCGGGGCCCCGGGCAACAGGUUGAAGAGAGGUCACGUGAAGGGCAGUUGGUCAGGCAGCCCUCCUGGUUUCGCCACUGGCCCUGAUUUGAACUUCUGCCACUUGGGAGAGCUCAGGGGUGGUCCCUGGUUUUCCCUCCUGGAGAAUGAGGCUCAGAGGCCUCGCCUCCCGAAGGACGCAGUGUGGACGCCCUGGCCUAGUGUCCUGGCCUCACAGCUUCCUUGCAAGGCUGUCACAAGGAAAAGCAGCCGGCUGGCACCCUGAGCCUAUGCCCUCUCGGGGCUCCCUCAUCCAGCCCGUCGCAGCGUUGACAUCUUGGUGUACUCAUGUCGCUUCUCCUUGUGUUACCCCCUCCCUGUAUUACCAUUUGCCCCUCACCUGCCCUUGGUGAGCCUUUUAGUGUGAGACAAAUGGGGCUGUUUCCCCCCCACCUCUGAGUAGUGGGAGGUCACAUACACAGCUCUUUUUUUAUUGCCCUUUUCUGCCUUUGAAUGUUCAUCUCUCGUCCUCCUUUGUGCAGGCGAGGAAGGGGUGCCCUCAGGGGCCGACACUAGUAUGAUGCAGUGUCCAGUGUGAACAGCACAAAUUAAACAUGUUGCAACCAA
Pongo pygmaeus (Bornean orangutan) is the source of this 2756-nucleotide messenger RNA. RefSeq names its product mitochondrial E3 ubiquitin protein ligase 1 (gene MUL1). Bases 459 to 1517 code for a protein of 352 amino acids. NCBI's taxonomy places the organism in Eukaryota, Metazoa, Chordata, Mammalia, Primates, Hominidae. Gene Ontology annotation, molecular function: ubiquitin-protein transferase activity. Gene Ontology annotation, biological process: protein ubiquitination; organelle organization. The record is from RefSeq and is a predicted model, not a curated record. Gene Ontology annotation, cellular component: mitochondrion. The transcript is spliced from 4 exons.